UGCGGCGCACUAAUUUCUCCCUCUUUCCUUCCUUGCGUAUGUUUCUGUGUCUGAAAAAUUCACUCCCAAAUUACGAAACCCAAAAUUCCAAUUUUCAUUUUCUUCGUUCUCCUCUGCUCUCUAAACACUUUCUUCUCCACAGCUUUCCUUAAAUCUUCUAGAAGCUUCAUAUAUACAUACAGAUUACAUAUAUCUCUACAAGUUUUCUGCAGAACAACAAGAAGAAAUUUAAAUCACAGGUUUGUCCUGGAGAAGAACAACAGAGAUGGCUGAUUCAGGAAGUGUAUCUACUCCAGACAGGGUUGAGGGAAAGACUAAGGCAACUAUACUGUGUUGGUUCCUCGGCCUCGGCUCGCUCGUUGCGUGGAAUAGCAUGCUUACCAUCGGAGAUUACUACUAUGCUGUCUUCCCGACUUACCAUGCGUCGAGGGUGCUUACGAUAGUCUACCAACCAUUCGCGGUGGUGACAAUGGCUAUAAUGGCCUACAACGAGGCGAAGAUCGAGACGAGGCGGCGAAACCUCAUUGGCUACAUCCUUUUCUUUUUGACAACUUUCGGUCUCGUAGUCAUUGAUCUCGCCAGCUCUGGCAAAGGAGGAAUUGGAAACUACGCCGCGAUUUGCGUCAUGGUUGCCGGGUUUGGAAUCGCCGACGCCAGCGUUCAAGGCGGGAUGGUCGGGGAUUUGGCGUUUAUGUGCCCCGAGUUCAUCCAGUCGUUUUUUGCCGGGUUGGCUGCGUCGGGAGCCCUCACUUCAGGGCUUAGGUUGAUCACGAAAGCAGCCUUCGAUAAAACCAACGACGGUCUCCGUAAAGGAGCGUUGUUGUUUCUCUCCAUCUCGGCUUUCUUCGAGUUUGUGUGCAUUUUCCUCUAUGCUUACAUGUUUCCGAAGAUACCGAUUGUCAAGUACUUCCGGAAGAAGGCAGCUUCGCAAGGGAGCAAAACCGUGAAAGGUGAUCUCGCAGCUGCCGGAAUCCAAACUCCUAGCGGUGAAUCGGCCGAGGAUGUUAAAGUCGAACGGUUGAGCAACAAGCAGCUGAUCAUGAAGAACCUCGACUACGGACUGGAUCUUUACAUCAUCUAUGUGCUCACACUGUCGAUCUUCCCCGGAUUCUUGUACGAGAACACCGGAGAGCACCAAUUGGGCGAAUGGUAUGCUGUGGUUCUUAUCGCAAUGUACAACGUAUGGGAUCUUAUCGGGAGGUAUGUCCCGUUGAUCAACCCAAUUCGAUUAGAAUCCCGAAAGGGAUUGGUGAUUGCGUGCUUGUCUCGAAUUCUUUUGAUUCCGUGUUUCUACUUCACGGCGAAAUAUGGCGAUCAAGGCUGGAUGAUAUUCCUCGUAUCUUUCCUCGGCUUAACAAAUGGAUACCUCACCGUGUGCGUGCUAACCGUCGCCCCUAGAGGAUAUACGGCGCCGGAGCAGAAUGCGUUGGGGAAUUUGCUGGUGCUGUUUUUGCUUGCCGGGAUAUUUUCGGGAGUUUGUCUCGAUUGGCUAUGGAUAAUUGGCAACGGCUCUUUCUGAAAACCCGAAAUUGGGUAGUUUUUAUUUUUGAUUUUCAUAUAUAUAUUUUUUUGAAGAAGUUAUGGGAUAAUUUGACUUUUGAUUUUUGAUUUUUGAUUUUCGUAUAUACAUAUAUAUAUUUUAAAGAAGUUAUGCUAUAAUUUGUUGUGAAUU
Molecule: messenger RNA, 1672 nt
Organism: Andrographis paniculata
Lineage: Eukaryota; Viridiplantae; Streptophyta; Magnoliopsida; Lamiales; Acanthaceae
Product: equilibrative nucleotide transporter 3-like
Exons: 10
Coding region: 266-1519 (417 amino acids)
Biological process (GO): nucleoside transmembrane transport
Cellular component (GO): plasma membrane
Molecular function (GO): nucleoside transmembrane transporter activity
Source: RefSeq, a predicted model, not a curated record